AUGUCAGACGGCGCAUGGUUGCUGUCUUUUGGGAAAUACCUGGAGUUACUCGCCUACUCUCCAGACAUUAUACGACUCACGUCGCCGAUCUGCGAGCACACUGAACUUACAUCAGUCGAUGAAAAGGACCUCCUCCGCUGUCGCUCCAAUAUCGAUCAUCACUUCGGUUUCAAGGACUCUGUCGUUGUCUUUACGAUGUCGCCGGUUCAAGAUGUCUACGAAAUCCGCAUACCGCGUGUUCAGAUUACAAAGGCCCGUGCAUUGACGGGUCAAGAAGAGCGAGACACUAUUCGAGAUCGCUGGCAAAGCAAGGAGCGAGAUAAGCUGAGAUUAGAAAUAACCAUGUGGUGGAAGGACGUCAAGCAGCAUAUUGGAAAUCUUGAAGAUAUGCUCGAUAGCGAAAAUGCAGACCCAACUCGGAAGCCCCUCCCGCCGUCUCCGCCAUCCGAUACGGACGACAUGCCCACGCCAAAGCCCCCCAAGAAGGAUUUACCAGAUGAUUCGACCUCCGCCAUCCAGAAGAUACAGACUCCAUCUGUCUCCUCAAUCUCCACUUCCUCUACUGCCUCAUCUGCUUCCUCUUUGGCUUUGCUCACUAAUCUACGCCAAGCAUUUACUGCAACGGAACAAUCACUCUACAGUGCCCUUAACACGACGCCAGUCAAUCGUAUCAACGAUGUGCGACGGAUGUUUCUUUCAACAUCCAAAGCCGCAGAAAAUCGACUCGCGGCAUGGGAGAAAAAGCAUGCCAAUGGCCUCGUUGCAAAGCAGGGUUAUAAGGAGCCUGAUUGGUGGAGCAACGGCUCCUAUGCUUUGCCCGGAGGGAGUAUCAUCGUCAAGGAAGGAGAGUGGGCGAGUAUCAUUGCAUUUACUCUCAGCGCUUCGGAUUACCUCCAAGAACUAUACGAUAUGAACAAACCACGCGCCGCUAGCUCGGCUGCAUCCGAAGUCGGUUCGCUUGCUCCUACCGACUCGACUUUCACAGCAGGCUCUCACAAGACGUCUGGGGCUGAAUCCGUAGUCAGCAAUGCGACAUCUGUGGAGACAGCAGUUACUUCACUAACAGGUCUUGUCGCUCAUGUACAAUCUCUUGCGACCGCCAAACCAACCCCUGCAGCUUUGGACCCGGACGACGAGUCUCAAGCUGCACAAUGGCACGAACCAGAAGGAAUGAGCACACAUGCGUCGCGGCAUGACAAUCCUCGUGAUGGUUCUAAUAUCCUCUCUCUCAGAGACGUUUUACGAAACAAGGCUCCUGUGGAUACCGCGUCACUCACGUCUCGCUUCUCUGGCAUUACAAAUACAGCCUCUGCAUCCAGCUCGAAGCUGGGUUCAAAGGCACCUCCGUCUGCGUUUAGUGCAGCAUCGCUGGAUAUGGCGACACAACAAGUGCUCGGCACGAUGGCGCCACCGACUCCUGAUGCAGCUGAUACCAUCGAGAAGUUGCUCCAGGACGCGGGGGGUGACGAUUACAGUCCCGUCGACUCCACACGGCCAGAUGAAGGGGAAGGAACAAUCAAAGCGUCCCCGAAGGCAAACCUCCCUGCUCAAAGUGCCAAUUCAGCGCCAAUCUCGACUCAAUCUUCAUUCGCUAUUCCGCCUGCUGUUCCUCCCAAGGACUUUUCGACGCCGGGAACAUCGGCAGUGUCGACACCGACCGUCGAGAAGACUCUCAGUCAGAUCACCUCCCAGAGUAGUCAGUAUACUGGUAACACAAAAGGAAGCAGUACUCCGACGGGGCCAUCUCAAAGCGGCAUGUCGACACUGGCAAUGGGGACGCUAACAUCGACCAUCGCAAACGCCAUGCGUUUUGUACUGUCCGUCGGUGGCAAGGAAAACGAGGAGCGACCACUUCCGAACCUCCCUCACCAUGGACUAUUGACUAUGGAGUCUCCAGAUAUCGAUUCCAAACCGCAUAUUCGCUACGAAUGUGUCGUGGGCAAGCGGCUCAAAGUCAGCUGUACUGUCUACUAUGCCAAGCAAUUUGACUCGUUAAGGCGACGGUGCGGAAUCGACGAGAUCUUUAUUCAAAGCCUCAAACAAACGGAAAAUUGGGCUGCGGAAGGUGGCAAAAGCAAGGCCAACUUCUGGAAGACGACAGAUGACCGAUUCAUUAUCAAGACUCUGGUGGAUGCAUGGAACGUUGCUGAUCUACAAGUACUCACCGAACUCGGCCCUUCGUAUUUCCGUUACAUGGACAAGACAUCCAAGAAACCAUCCGUGAUGGCGAAGAUGCUAGGGUUCUACACCGUAGAGUUGAAGAACCCCGAGACAGGGGUCGUCCAAUCCAAGACAGACUUGUUGAUCAUGGAAAACCUAUUCUUCGAGAGGAGAGUAGACCAAGCAUUUGACCUCAAGGGCAUUGAGGGUCGCAAGGUGAAGCCCAACAGUAAGGGUGGCCAGAGUCAAACUCUUUUCGACGGGGAAUGGUUAGAAGGCCAGAAGAAGGCGCUCAUUCUACUUCACCCACAUUCUAAGACGGUUUUAGAGGAAGGCAUCCAUGAAGAUUGCGAAUUCCUAGCUCAGUCAAAUAUCAUGGAUUAUUCACUGCUUCUUGGUGUGGACUCGGAGCAAAAGCAUAUUGCUUGUGGUCUUGUUGACACGAUAGGGAGCUACACAUUUGCGAAGACUUUGGAAUACAAAGCCAAGCAGAAUAUCAGGAAGGAGGUUACUGUCAUACCACCCAACGAGUAUCGCGACCGCUUUGUCAAGGCAAUCAACUCGUACUUUGUCGCCUGUCCCGAUAAAUGGUCUCACCCCGGACCGGAUUAUGUAUUUCCUGACUCCCUACCCAGUGUCUUAUAG
This is a messenger RNA of Serendipita indica DSM 11827, 2805 nucleotides long. Lineage: Eukaryota; Fungi; Basidiomycota; Agaricomycetes; Sebacinales; Serendipitaceae. The record is from the annotation of a GenBank genome assembly.